AUGAACAUUUCCAAACAAACAGGUGUGAAGGAGAGGCCGGUUUCUCUGGUGCAGAGGGAAGCCAAGGCGGAAUCUGCUAUGGAAGAACCAGGUAAGACCACACCUUCUUGAGACUGAUUGGUCCCUUCACAUUGCAUAUAGCAAGGUAUUAUCUUCUGUAUAGCACAUACCCAGACAUGCUCUUCUUACUCCAAAAACACAAAGGCAUAAUGUGAGAGACAAUGAGGAUGUGAUACCACUUUGAAAAUAUUACCGUAAUGUCAAAGAUGCAUGUGGACAUAUCCUCACCAGUAUUGUUUCUUUUGGGGGGGUUUAGGAGACAGGUUAGAGUGGGUGUAACUGUCACUCAAAUGACACCCUCUUGGCUUAUGGGCUUAUUUGUUAUCAGAAAAGGCAUUUGUCCUGUCCUACAGCUAACCAGCCAUUGACCAGAUAUUCUCAGUUGACCAUAAAAACAUAUUAAAAUGCCACCAAGGCAAGAAUAGGUGUGCUCAGAUUAGCUCAUCCAAUGUACUGGGUGGUCGGGGUUGACCCACAACCUGUACACACAUUCUCCACCCGGUUACUCAACCCUGCACCUUAGAGGCUGCUGCCCUAUAUACAUAGAAAUGGAAUCACUGGUCACUUUAAUAAUGGAACACUAGUCACUUUAAUAAUGUUUACAUACUGCUUUACUCAUUUCAUAUGUAUAUACUGUAUUCUAUUCUACUGUAUUUUAGUCAAUGGCACUCCGACAUUGCUCGUCCUAAUAUUUAGUGUGCAUUCGGAAACUAUUCAGACCCCUUGACUUUUUCCAUAUUUUGUUACAUUACUGCCUUAUUCUAAAAUGGAUGAAAUAUUUUUUUUACCUAAUCAAUCUACACACAAUACCCCAUAAUGACAAAGCAAAAACAGGUUAUCACAUUUACAUAAGUAUUCAGACCCUUUACUCAGUACUUUGUUGAAGAGCCUUUGGCAGCGAUUAAAGCCUUGAGUGUUCUUGGAUAUGACACUACAAGCUUGGCACACCUGUAUUUGGGGAGUUUCUCCCAUUCUUCUCUGCAGAUGCUCUCAAGCUCUGUCAGGUUGGAUGGGGAGCGUCGCUGCACAGCUAUUUUCAGGUCUCUCCAGAGAUGUUUGAUCGGGUACAAGUCCAGGCUCUGGCUGGGCCACUCAAGGACAUUCAGAGACUUGUCCCAAAGCCACUCCUGCGUUGUGUUGGCUGUGUGCUUAGGGUCGUUGUCCUGUUAGGAGGUGAACCUUCGCCCCAGUCUGAGGUCCUGAGCGCUCUGGAGCAGGUUUUCAUCAAGUAUCUCUCUGUACUUUUCUCCGUUCAUCUUUCCCUCGAUCCUGACUAGUCUCCCAGUCCCUGCCGCUGAAAAACAUCCCCACAGCAUGAUGCUGCCACCACCACGCUUCAUCGUAGGGAUGGUGCCAGGUUUCCUCCAGACGUGACGCUUGGCAUUCAGGCCAAAGAGUUCAAUCUUGGUUUCAUCAGACCAGAGAAUCUUGUUUCUGAUGGUCUGAGAGUCCUUUAGGUGCCUUUUGCAAACUGCAAGUGAGCUGUCAUGUGACUUUUACUGAGGAGUGGCUUCUGUCUGGCCACUCUGCCAUAAAGGCAUGAUUGGUGGAGUGCUGCAGAGAUGGUUGUCCUUCUGGAAGGUUCUCCCAUCUCCACAGAGGAACUCUGGAGCUCUGUCAGAGUGACCAUCAGGUUAUUGGUCACCUCCCUGACUAAGGCCCUUCUCUCCCGAUUGCUCAGUUUGGCCGGGCGGCCAGCUCUAGGAAGAGUCUUGGUGGUUCCAAACUUCUUCCAUUUAAGAAUGUUGGAGGCCACUGUGUUCUUGGGGAUGCUGCAGAAAUGUUUUUGUACCCUUCCCCAGAUCUGUGCCUUGACACAAUCCUGUCUCGGAGCUCUGCGAACAAUUCCUUCCACCUCAUGGCUUGGUUUUUGCUCUGACAUGCACUGUCAACUGUGGGACCUUAUAUAGACAGGUGUGUGCCUUUUACAAAUCAUGUAAAAUCAAUUGAAUUUACCACAGGUGGACUCCAAUCACGUUGUAGAAACAUCUCAAGGAUGACCAAUGGAAACAGGAUGCACCUGAGCUCAAUUUUGAGUCUCAUAGCAAAGGGUCUGAAUACUUAUGUAAAUAAGGUGUUUUUGUUUUUCAAUUUUUUAUAAAUGUGUAAACAUUUAUAAAAACCUGUUUUCGCUUUGUCAUUAUGGGUUACUGUGUGUAGAUUGAUGAGGGAAAAAAUGAAUUUAAUCAAUUUUAGAAUAAGGCUGUAACGUAACAAUGUGGAAAAAGUCAAGGGGUCUGAAUACCUUCCGAAUGCACUGUAUAUGUUUCUUAAUUCCAUUAUUUUACUUUUAGAUUUGUGUGUAUUGUUGUGAAUUGUUAGAUACAUUUUUACAUUUUAGUCAUUUAGCAGACGCUCUUAUCCAGAGCGACUUACAGUUAGUGAGUGCAUACAUUUUUUUUCAUACUGGUCCCCCGUGGGAAACGAACCCACAACCCUGGCAUUGCAAACGCCAUGCUCUACCAACUGAGCUACACAGGACUACUGCCCUGUUGGAGGUAGGAACACAAGCAUUUCGCUACACCCGCAAUAACAUCUGCUAAAUAUGUGAUGAGUGUGAUAGGAGUCAGGUGCAGGAGGGUAUAUCACCGAAUACAGAGUUUAUUCCAUCGUACACAAUUGCGCUGGAUAGCGACAACAGAAAACAGUCACAGGGGAAACCAUCUACCCUGGCAAUACAAGGUACGGGUAGCUUCAACAAUAUACAGGCACAGGGGAAAAAUCUACCCCGGCAAUACAAAGUGAGAGUAGCUCCACCGAGCUACACUACUCUCACAAAUAACAAUCCCCCACAAGGACAAGGGGGGCAGAGGGAACACUUAUACACGGACUAAUGAGGGGAUAAGAACCAGGUGUGUGUAAUUAACAAGACAAGACAAGACAAAUGGAAUGAUGAUAUAUGGAGCGGCAUUGGCUAGUAAGCCGGUGACGACGAACGCCGAAGCCUGCCCGAACAAGGAGGGGAGGCAGCCUCUGCGGAAGGCGUGACAAAAUAUGUGUAUGUGACCAAUAACAUUUGAUUUGAUUUGGUGGUGUUUGGUCAAAGACCGUCACGGUAGGAAGAUAUUUUAAUGUAAAGCGUAUGCAUGACCUCCGGCCGGCAGAAUCCCAUAGAGCUGAAAUGACAAACUACAAUAGGGUUGUGCUACACUGCCUGGACAUACAGCACAGUAAACUAAUCUAAAAUGAAUGUCGAAAAGCGAAGUAACCUGUGGUUUGUAUCUUUUAAGAUAAGUAAAACUUCCGCUUAAGACCGAUGCGUUUCGACAAACAUGUCUUCAUAAGGAUAUAGUCCCUGGCCUAAACGAAUGUCCUUGGAUUGUAAAAUGCAACUUUUAGCCGAGCACAUUGUGGAGGAAGUCGUCCAGACAACAGAGGGGACUGAGGAAGAAGAGCAGCGUCCACCGACCCCAUCACAGGAGCAGCAGGCCCCUGAAGGGGAGAGUCCGGACACAGAGGGAGCGCCAGCCAUAUCGGAAGAUACCACUGAGGAAGCUUUUGAGGGGAAACUGGCGGUUGAGGCAGGAUCAUUUGAGGCUCUCGCUGAGUUUGCUGUCCAGGUAGAGGAAGGUGAGGACCCCUCUUGAUAAAACAUUGUUCAUCCUUCUCCCACCAAGAACAUCAAGCGUGCCAGUAUCACCUGGUAAAUAUUGUCACGGCGCAUACCAACUGCUGUUCAAUUUCCUCCAUGUGUAGCUAUGCACUAUCCCACCAAUGUGUCCUUCUGUUGGCAAACAGUUUGAGGGGAGAUUCGUACUGUGUCCCUUCAUAAAAAUCCAUUCCGCUCAUUCUGUUGCUGUGCUUCAUUGCAGAAUUAUCCAUGAUGUUUCGUGUGACUCAUUCUGAUCAUCCUGUGUGGAAUUCAAUCAAAAGCUGCUAUUCAGGACAUAAAUCUUAUCAUAACAACAUUGUUUUCUUGUAUAGAGAUUGCUCUGCUGUACAAUGUCAUGAUAAUACCUUCAGAAAGAUAAGGCAAUGGCUAGCCUACAUUCCCUUAACACCAUACCUCUACACUGACUUUGAUGGCUCAUCUUUCUGAAAGGACUGGAGAGGUCAAAGCAAUGGCAGGACCAUAAACCUGCUUGACCCAGUGCCCCCUCUCAUAUUCCAAUUAGAGAUGUUGGUUGAAUAGGCCCUGGAUGUUGAUUUGGGGCCUUGAAAACCACCUGGAAAAAGAAAUUGCAAUUGGCUGUGUCAAAAAGAAAAGCAGGAACCACCCGAAAAGGCAGCAGGAGUGUUUCUAAAGCUGAAUGGCAACUGCACAAACUGAUGCGACAACCUUAAAGGGGCAAUCUGUAUUUCAAUAACAAAGGGUUUUAUUACAUUUUUUACAUUUUAGUCAUUUAGCAGACGCUCUUAUCCAGAGCGACUUACAGUUAGUGAGUGCAUACAUUUCCAUACUGGCCCCCCGUGGGAAACGAACCCACAACCCUGGCGUUGCAAGCGCCAUGCUCUACCAACUGAGCUACAAAGGUUAAGACCACGGUUUUGGUAAACAGCUGAGGGAUGGGGCUAGAGAAGGCACAUAACUGCAUAGCGGCUUAGUUUGAAUUCCAAUCAACUCGGUUUAACACAGUUUAAAGCAUUGAUUCUCUCUUCCUCAAGCUUCAUGUCAAUGUCAUUUCAGCUGCUGUCCCACUCCCGCCGAUAUCAGAUGAUUUUGUCCCAGGUACGUUUUGCAUCUUCCCUUAAUGAAAAGUGACGACAAUUAUAAAUGGCAUAAUAUCAAUGGCUAUCACAAUAUUUUAUAAUUAAUCCCAAAAUGGACUAACUCAUACUAUAACUACUUAUCAUACCUGUAGCCUCAUUAGCUGCUGUAUGUUUAGUAUGAAAGCAACAACAAAUAAUAUUCCGUUUGACAUCUCCUUAGAUGACAGUAGAGGUUUGACAUCUCCUUAGAUGACAGGAGAGGUUUGACAUCUCCUUAGAUGACAGUAGAGGUUUGACAUCUCCUUAGAUGACAGUAGAGGUUUGACAUCUCCUUAGAUGACAGUAGAGGUUUGACAUCUCCUUAGAUGACAGUAGAGGUUUGACAUCUCCUUAGAUGACAGUAGAGGUUUGACAUCUCCUUAGAUGACAGUAGAGGUUUGACAUCUCCUUAGAUGACAGUAGAGGUUUGACAUCUCCUUAGAUGACAGUAGAGGUUUGACAUCUCCUUAGAUGACAGUAGAGGUUUGACAUCUCCUUAGAUGACAGUAGAGGUUUGACAUCUCCUUAGAUGACAGUAGAGGUUUGACAUCUCCUUAGAUGACAGUAGAGGUUUGACAUCUCCUUAGAUGACAGUAGAGAUAUCCUUAUGGUUAGUGUGUCUUAGAUUUUUUAUGUUCUUUUUAUUUUUUUACAAUGUGUGUUUGUGACUCAUUCAUACUUUCAUGAGUCUGUUUUGCAUUACAUUUUUUAGAGGAUGAAAGCGAUGCCAUUGACAUGAAAGGAGGUGAGAUAUUCAGAAUGUUUUGAUUAUUCAUUGGCCAAAUAGAGUUUUCUACUCUCCUUCCCUGCCUCCUUGGUUAACUGGUCUUAACUGUGAACUUGCACUGACCACUAAGCAUAGCUUCUUGCACUAAAUAAACUAUGGGUGUAUAUUUUCAGAAUUGGUUAAGGAGGCACAGCCACAGCAGACAAUAGGUAAGCUACAGUACUGAUUCUACAUUUAAACGUUUCAGUAUGAGCAUUGGUGAUAGUGUGUUUAUUAGACAUGGUGAAGGGUCUGUGAAUAGUUAGUGUUUAUUAGACAUGGUGAAGGGUCUGUGAAUAGUUAGUGUGUUUAUUAGACAUGGUGAAGGGUCUGUGAAUAGUUAGUGUGUUUAUUAGACAUGGUGAAGGGUCUGUGAAUAGUUAGUGUGUUUAUUAGACAUGGUGAAGGGUCUGUGAAUAGUUAGUGUUUAUUAGACAUGGUGAAGGGUCUGUGAAUAGUUAGUGUGUUUAUUAGACAUGGUGAAGGGUCUGUGAAUAGUUAGUGUGUUUAUUAGACAUGGCGAAGGGUCUGUGAAUAGUUAGUGUGUUUAUUAGACAUGGUAAAGGGUCUGUGAAUAGUUAGUGUAUUUAUUAGACAUGGUGAAGGGUCUGUGAAUAGUUAGUGUGUUUAUUAGACAUGGUGAAGGGUCUGUGAAUAGUUAGUGUUUAUUAGACAUGGUGAAGGGUCUGUGAAUAGUUAGUGUGUUUAUUAGACAUGGUGAAGGGUCUGUGAAUAGUUAGUGUGUUUAUUAGACAUGGUGAAGGGUCUGUGAAUAGUUAGUGUGUUUAUUAGACAUGGUGAAGGGUCUGUGAAUAGUUAGUGUGUUUAUUAGACAUGGUGAAGGGUCUGUGAAUAGUUAGUGUAUUUAUUAGACAUGGUGAAGGGUCUGUGAAUAGUUAGUGUGUUUAUUAGACAUGGUGAAGGGUCUGUGAAUAGUUAGUGUGUUUAUUAGACAUGGUGAAGGGUCUGUGAAUAGUUAGUGUAUUUAUUAGACAUGGUGAAGGGUCUGUGAAUAGUUAGUGUAUUUAUUAAAUGUUUAUUUGCUUGCAGAAGAGUCAAAGCAAUACAAUGACCAGCCAGGCUUCCAGGAGACACAGGAAGCAGGUGGGCUACACAUACACACACACACACACACACACACACACACACACACACCAAUGUGUUAUCUUAGAUUAGUCCUCCUUCACCAUGUACCAUAUAAACAUGCUUAUAUGGCACUGAAAUCUCAUCUUUAGUACGAUUACAAUUGCAAUACAAUGCAGAGGAUGAAUCAGUCCCAGAACCGGAGGCUGACGUGGAACCAGAGUUGGAAUCUGUUCCGGAACUGGAAGCUGAAGCUGUCCCAGAACUGAAAGGUUAGAAGUAUACCAAAUCUUGUACCAUAGUCUUAAACCAUUGCUUUUUAAAUGAACAUUCUCACUUAGAGCUCCUGUGUCCAUCUGAAAUGAGGCAGUAUUGAAUAAUAUUGAUUUCCUAACUGCGCUGUACCUACUUGCCUGUGGGUUUGGGUUCUUGCAGAGGAGCCAGUGGCGGUAGAGAAGAAAACACCACAGGAAGAGUCAGAAGGUGGGUUUACCAACACACACAUUUAAGCUUUAUUCACAGUAAACAUUUGAACACACAUAAUCACAUCGUAUGUCAACAGUUAAAUCCGUUAGGGUUGGCAGUCAAAUAACAUGUGACUAUAAGUACUUUAAUGGUACUCUAAUGCAGACCAGGCUAUUUUGUAGGGUAGCCUUAUAUACCUCAGAUCAGCCGUCUACAGCUGCUGUUGAUGACGUGGCAGCGGCUCAAUGCAGUUGUCACAUAGCGUUUCCCAGUGCUUCCAGUCAUUCAAGGCCACCUCAAAGGCACUUUGUGACUGUCAUUUCUAUGGAGGGGGCGGCAGGUAGCUUAGUGGGUAAGAGCGUUGUGCCAGUAACCGAAAGGUCGCUGGUUCUAAUCCCCAAGCUGACUAGGUGAAAAAUCUGUCGAUGUAACCCUAAUUGCUCCUGUAAAUUGCUCUGGAUAAGAGCGUCUGCUAAAUGACAAAAUUUAUAAAAAAAUAAAAUAAAAAAAACCUUUUUGGGUGGUUCCUGCUUUGAUUUGUGACUCACGCACUUGGAAACUGUGGUAUUGGCUGAGAGUGUAUUUUUGUCACUGGUUGACACAUUAGUUGGCUCUUAACAGUGGAGUUUGAUGUUCAAUAGACAUGGUGUGUAACACUACAUGACUAGGUAUCAAAGUCACUCAGUUCCUCCUAAUAAGUCUUGACUGAUAUACGACCCAUCAGCACCCUCUUGUGAUUAUUAACUGCAAGGGCAAUGUUGUGGUGGGAUCAACCCUGCCUAUACAGACAGCAGUAGGGAAAACACUGUUCUGAAGUUGGAGAGUGAGGUGCAGUUUGAAAAGCCCCCCAGAUCCCUGGCCUAUGGUAUUUAUCCAAUAUGCCUGGUAAAUUGUGACAUAACCACUCUUUUCACAUCACUGCUCUGAAAUGUAAGCUCAGGUCAGAACCUAAAAUGAGUUCUUUCUUCAGUUUAUUACUGGUUGCGUGAGACGUCAGUUUUAUUUUAAUCUGUGAGAUUUGUAAAAUAUGAGCAGUCCAUACAAUAAUGAAAAAAGCAGACCUCUACGAUUUCAAGUGUCUAGUAUUGCAGUGUUUGCUGCUGUUGACGUCAUGAUUUUUUUUUACUGAAUUGGCGAACACCAGUUUAUUCUCUAUACAAUCUCUUAUAUAAACCUUUAGUUUUUCCAAGAAAGUCAUUAUGCUUUUUAAGCCAGAUCAGUUUUUUUCUGUUUCUUAAAUGUGUCUUCCUUUAUCGUGUAAUGUUUUUUUUUUUUGUUACAUUGAUCUGAAUUAAUAUUUGUUAUUUGCGCUGCUACUGUGUGUUGCUAGCGUUCUUCUAGCUGUCAUUUUCUUCCCUUUGGGUCAUUCCAACUCAAAAAGCACAAGAAAGAGGAUUUCGACACCCAACAUUUGCGAUUGUUCUGAAAUCGUUUCUGUAGUUAGAAACAGAUGAGAUUAGCAUUCCUGCAACAUUAUUUUGUGGAAAUAUAAUUUGAUCUCUGAGAAAUUAAGCUAAUUGAUUGCACCCAAAUUUGACAUUUUAAAUUAUAGGACUCACAUAAUAUGCAAUAAAUAAAGUACCCGAUAUCUGAUUUGGACCCCAAAAAAUUCUAACAAUGAAUAAGAUGAGGAUUCCAAAGAACUUGUCAAAAUCCACCCACGGACCCCCGACACCCCACACCAAUCCCACCACAACAACGACUAUAUAGUAUCAGUUCUCUAUGUCGUAGUAUGGAGCUGCGGCUCAGAGUAUUGUUUCUUCAUCCUAUAUAAUGCAUUCUCAGUGAAUUUGGGGAUGUUUUUUUUUAUUCUGUUCAGAUAAAUUAGUCAUUAGGUUUAUGUCCCGUCCUACAUCCUAAUAUUACCAGGUUCUGACCACUAGAUGGUGCUGUUUCUGCUAUUAGGUGAUUGAAAGAAAAUAUCACCCAAAUGACAAAAUGACAUAUUGGUUUCAUGACCCUGUAAGCAGUCUAUGGACAAGGUACGAGCGCAACCCAUGCUUUGGUUUUGUUUACCUGGCCACUGUUUCAAAUGCUAACUUUUUAGCAUUUGUGGCACAAAUCCAAUGCAAGUAAAUGGUACCUAUAUUAGCAUUUUCACGCUUCAUGUUCAAACGUAUGCCAUGUUAAUGAUAUCUGAGUGAGAGUGACUAACAAAAUCAAUGAGGGCCCCCUGGAAGUCAGGGCCCCUUGGCCCUGCGUGCUCAGUCGGUAUUCAGUCAUGAUUACUAAACAUUGUUAGCUGACAUGGCUAAUUGAGUGACUGACAUAACAAGUGAAAAAUUACUGAUGGACAACCAAAUUUCGAAAUUGCACCUUGUCUACUAUUCUAACUCUAACCAGUAAGUUGAGACCCUGACUGAGUUCGUAAAAAAUAAAUAUAUAUGUGUAUAUAAUAUUUUGUUUUUGCUCUGAUAUGUCGCAACCCAUCAUUAACAUAAGUGGUUCAUGACCCAUAAUUUAAGAAAUACUUACCUAAUAGCAGGAACAGCACCAUCUAGUGGUCAGAACCUGGUAAUAUCAGGAUGUAGGAUGGGACAUAAACCUAACAACUUCAAUGACUAAUUUCUUUGCGGGGGGAAAAAAACAUCACCAAAUUCACUGAGAAUGCAUUACAUAGGAUGAAGAAACAAUACUCUGAGCCGCAGCUCCAUACUACUUGUCAGACAUAGAGAACUGAUACUGUAUACUUGUUGUUGAGGUGAGAUUGGCGGGGAUUUGUGGGUGGCUUUUGACAAUUUCUUUGGAAUCCUCAUGUCUUACCCAUUGUUAAAAAAAAUUGGGGUCCAAAUCGGGUGUCAUGUACUAUUUUUAUUGAAUAUUACAUGAAUCGUAAAAUUUUAAAUGGCCAAUUUGGGUUCAAUCAAUUAGCUUGAUUCCUCAGAGAUCAAAUUAUAUUUCAACAAAGUAAUGUUGCAGGAAUGCUAAUCUUAUCUGUUUCUAAGUACAGAAACUAUUUGGCUUGCUGAAAUGACAUGGAAUGACCCCUUUGUAUGUCUUUCAGGAAAUGCAGAGGACCAACCCGAGGAUAUGCUCACAUACAAAGGUAAGUGUUCUUUUGAUCUGUAUUUGUAUGGCUAACAUGAGCUUUCUAGAAGCAGAAUAGCAAGGGGUGGCCAACCCUCCUGGAGAGCUAGCCUGCCACAGGGUUUUGUUCCAGCCCUACUCUGACACACCUACCGGUACUUAUUCUACUAAUUGGCCGCUCCUCUUCCGGGACUUGAUUCACUGAAUCAAGUGUUUACGUGUAGUGAUGGAGCAAAAGCCUGCACAUUCAGAAGCUCUCCAGGAUGGUUGGCCACCCCAGCACCGUAGUAUUGUAGUUAUUCUCCUCAGUUGGCAUUAGUGUCCUCCCACCUAGCCCUGCCAGAGAAACUUUGUCUAGCUUUUCAUUCCGAAUACAGUCAUUUAAAUGUCUACCCACUGAGUCACAAUGAGUGACGCAUCUGGAAGUCAAAUCAAAUCAAAUCAAAUUUUAUUGGUCACAUGCGCCGAAUACAACAGGUGCAGACAUUACAGUGAAAUGCUUACUUACAGCCCUUAACCAACAGUGCAUUUAUUUUUAACAAAAAAAGUAAAAAUAAAACAACAACAAAAAAAGUGUUGAGAAAAAAAGUAAAGUAAAAUAAAAUAACAGUAGGGAGGCUAUAUAUACAGGGGGGUACCGGUGCAGAGUCAAUGUGCGGGGGCACCGGCUAGUUGAGGUAGUUGAAGUAAUAUGUACAUGUGGGUAGAGUUAAAGUGACUAUGCAUAAAUAAUUAACAGAGUAGCAGCAGCGUAAAAAGGAUGGGGUGGGGGGGCAGUGCAAAUAGUCCGGGUAGCCAUGAUUAGCUGUUCAGGAGUCUUAUGGCUUGGGGGUAGAAGCUGUUGAGAAGUCUUUUGGACCUAGACUUGGCACUCCGGUACCGCUUGCCGUGCGGUAGCAGAGAGAACAGUCUAUGACUAGGGUGGCUGGAGUCUUUGACAAUUUUGAGGGCCUUCCUCUGACACCGCCUGGUAUAGAGGUCCUGGAUGGCAGGAAGCUUGGCCCCAGUGAUGUACUGGGCCGUACGCACUACCCUCUGUAGUGCCUUGCGGUCGGAGGCCAAGCAGUUGCCGUCUAGAGUUGAAAAUAAGAGGGACUACAGUGUGGUCUGCAAUUUCAUUGAGAAACUACAUCGUAAUUUUCUGAGGUUGCACCCACCCACACACACAUUGAGUGAUCCACCCAAUACCUCACUUUUAUUACGUUCUGUUCUACGUUUCAGCCAAAAUGAAGAAGCCUAAACUCCUGAAUACAUUUGAGAAAACUAUCAAGACGGAGAUUGACGCGGCUGAGAAGUUACGUAAAAAGGUAGUCUUAGUUAUAACACUGUGUGAGGUUUUUAAUGAACAUGCUCUUAUCUUGAAAGUAAAUGGAUGAAUCAAUGCUGAUCUGUUGUUUUCCAUGUCUUGUUUCACCACCCAGGGGAAAGUGGAGGAGGCGGUCCGGGCUUUUGACACUCUAGUUCAGCAGUACCCCCAGAGUCCAAGGUGUCGCUAUGGGAAAGCCCUGGUGAGAACCACAGUCUAAAUACUGUUCCAUACCAUUCUACUGGUUUAUUUUGUACUGAUUAAACAAAUGUUAACCCUUUAACAAGUUUAACACAUAACACUUAGUGUUUAUCACUAACUAAACACUUAAAUACUGUUUACUAUGAGCCUAAACAGAGGGUGAAAAUUGCACCCAUGUAAAAAUAGGGAAAAGGCCUGAAAUGUUCUGGGGCUCAUUAUGUGUGUCCAGGCUGAGGAUGACCUGGCAGAGAAAAUGCGCAGCAACGACAUGCUGCAGAAGGCCCUCAGCACGUACAAGGAGGCAUCAGAGCUGCCCAACGCCACGCCUGACCUCAUCAAAGCCACACUGAAGAAACGAGCCGAGCGUCAGCAGUUCCUAGGUAACCUACAGGGCCAAGCAUGCUGGAGUGACAACACACACAAAUUAUACCAUACAUUUUUCUUGUGUACUUAGUUUGAAGACCAUUGCGUGACUCCGAUUCAUGUAAUUUGGGAAAGGGGUUGUUGUAGUGUUUGUCUUUAGGUUUAAUUGAGUAUUUAAUAUAAUUCAUUCAGUAUUUUGGAAUAAUUUAUCAAAUUGAUAUUACUGGGGAGUGUGGUUGUGUGCAUAGAGUGUGUUGUGACUCCCUCUCUCUCUCUGGUGUAGGUCGUAUGAGGGGUGCCUUGGCCACGUUGGAGAAGCUGGUUCAGAUCUUCCCUGGGGACGUGGCCCUGAAGAACGAUCUGGGCGUGGCUCACCUGCUCAUCGGAGACAACAAGAGUGCCAAGAGGGUCUACGAGGAGGUGAGCCGUGGUCCAAGUCAUCACCACUCUUGAUUGCUUUGGGGUUUCCAAGCAUUCUUUUUUUGCGGUGAAACAAUGUGUUGAAAAUGUAGUGAUUUUGCUUUGCAACACAUUUUCACCAGGUCUGCUUCAGUAAACAUUUGUAACAGAAUUGUAAUUUGCAAGAUUACAAGUAAAUGGAAUGCAUCUAGUGUGACAUUUUGAGUUGGGAAAUGUCAAUGAGUGUCAUGAUUGAAUGUUUGAUUAACAAUUUACGAUUUCGAAUGAUGUAUCCCCUGGUAGGUGUUGACCAUUGCACCAAGUGACGGCUUUGCUAAAGUCCAUUAUGGCUUCAUCCUCAAAUCAGAAAACAAGAUAGCAGAGAGCAUCCCAUUCCUCAGGGUAAGUACUGUGUGUAUAAUAAACCAAUCAUGUUCCCACAGAUUCAAACCACCCUUUUGAUCCUGAAACCUCUCUCUCUGCACUGCAGGAUGGUUUGGAAUCAGGAGACCCUGGCACAGACGACGGCAGAUUUUACUUCCACCUCGGAGACGCCUUGCAAAGAAUGGGAGACGACAGUGUGAGUUAAGAUCAAACUUACAGACACCAAGCUUACACCAAUACUGACUCCACAGCAGAAGUAUUUACUAGAUAGUAACUUUACGGAGUAUGGUAACAGUAUGACUUAUCGUGAUAGUCUUUUUCCUCUGACAAUAAAACAGAGCAUUUGAAUAUACUGUAUUAUGUGAGUUCAAAUGUGUUGGUUUUGGAAUACUACAAGCACAACUGUUUUCUCCUCUUCCAGGCCUACAAGUGGUAUGAGAUAGGGCACAAAAGAGGUCACUUUGCCUCCGUAUGGCAGCGAUCUCUCUACAAUGUGGACGGUCUCAAAGCCCAACCGUGGUGGACGCCCAAGGACACUGGCUAUUUGGAUCUAGUCAAGGUAAGGUAUAUGAUGACAACUUGUCUCAUCUGGUUGUCUUUUCUCCCUGAUAGUUAGUUGAUUGAUUGAUCAAUGUCACGGAGUUCAAUAAUGUCUAGAGGGAGCAGGUCCUCUCUUUUCCUUUGAUCUGUCUCUCCCAUCUUAAAACAGUCAAUUCAUCUUCUUUUGAGUUUUGACCUGGCGUAAAGCUGUCUCUGACUGUCUUCUCUUUGCUUGGACUGACCAUAGAGAUAUAAUAAUAAUAUGAAUAAUGUGUCCUAAUUCUAUGUCUUUGGCCCAGACCCUGGAGAGAAACUGGAGGACCAUCAGGGACGAGGCCCUGUCAGUGAUGGAUAAAACCACCGGCCUCUUUGUUCCAGAGGAGGAGAACCUCAGAGAAAAAGGGGAGUGGGGUCAGUUCACCCUCUGGCAGCAAGGUAAACAAAUCAAACACCUGGCAAGUCCCUAUGUUAGAAAUACACUAAAUGUAAUUGAAUGAAAAUAAUCCCCACAAGCAGUGCUGGAAAAAGUACUUUUGGGUGUCAGAGAAAAUGUUUGGAGUAAAAAGUACAUCAUUUUCUUUAGAAGUGUAGUGGAGUAAAAGUUGGCAAAAAUAUAAAUAGUAAAGUAAAGUACAGAUACCCCAAAAAACGACUUAAGUAGUACUUUAAAGUAUUUUUACUUAACUACUUUACACCACUGCCCAUAAGUGUCUAAGUAUAGGUUUAGUGGUGUCUGAACCUGGCCUCUAAUUCCUUGUUUAUCUUCUGCUGUUCCUUGCAGGCAAGAAGGCAGGGGAGUCCUGCCGCAGUGUUCCAAAGACCUGUGGCCUGUUGGAGCGCUAUCCAGAGGCUACGGGCUGCAAGAGAGGACAGGUAGGUCACCCCGCCACAGAUGUGACUGACAUGCCAACUAUCAGGCAUCACACCACACAUGCAGCCAGCCAGCACUGCUGUAGAGCAGGGGAGGAUAGAUGGAGAGACAGCCUGGCCCUGCAGGCUCCUACUGGAGAUAGAUGGAGUUACAAAGGCACUAUGUUACACUCACUGAUAUCUCCCCGUCCCUCCCCAUUUCUCCCUGGGUUCCAGAUCAAGUUCUCUGUGAUGCAGCCUGGUACUCAUAUCUGGCCCCACACGGGGCCCACCAAUUGUCGCCUGCGCAUGCACCUGGGCCUGGUCAUCCCAAAGACAGGCUGCACGAUCAGGUGCACCAACAACACCAGGUAACAUCUUCCACAGCCAUCAACGUCAUCCCCUUAUUACAUCUAACAACCUCACCCACUUGUUAGUUCUUGGUACAGUGUAAGACUGACCAUUUGAGUGCUCUGUACUUGAUUGUCACUCAAGACCAAGUGUAGCUGCAAAAUAUGUUUUAACUGUUAACAUGUCGAUCUUGUGGACUGUCAGUCCUUGCAUCCAUAGCUCCGUCUAUGAAUUUGAGUGGUUACAUUUCCCCAGCCCCAUCCCUCUCAGGUUUAUACCAAACUAACUGGAGGAGCUGCCAUUAACUAAAAACUCAUGCAUGUGGCUUCAUUAAAGCUAGAAUUCUUAGUUGUUACAUCCACUUUUGGACUCAUAAAUUAAGGAUAUACAGUGGGGGAAAAUAGUAUUUAGUCAGCCACCAAUUGUGCAAGUUCUCCCACUUAAAAAGAUGAGAGAGGCCUGUACUUUUCAUCAUAGGUACACGUCAACUAUGACAGACAAAUUGAGACAUUUUUUUCCAGAAAAUCACAUUGUAGGAUUUUUAAUGAAUUUAUUUGCAAAUUAUGGUGGGGUCAAAAUGAUCACAAGAACGGUGAGCAAAAAUCCCAGAACCACACGGGGGGACCUAGUGAAUGACCUGCAGAGAGCUGGGACCAGAGUAACAAAGCCUACCAUCAGUAACACACUACGCCGCCAGGGACUCAAAUCCUGCAGUGCCAGACGUGUCCCCCUGCUUAAGCCAGUACAUGUCCAGGCCCGCCUGAAGUUUGCUAGAGUGCAUUUGGAUGAUCCAGAAGAGGAUUGGGAGAAUGUCAUAUGGUCAGAUGAAACCAAAAUAUAACUUUUUGGUAAAAACUCAAUUCGUCGUGUUUGGAGGACAAAGAAUGCUGAGUUGCAUCCAAAGAACACCAUACCUACUGUGAAGCAUGGGGGUGGAAACAUCAUGCUUUGGGGCUGUUUUUCUGCAAAGGGACCAGGACGACUGAUCCGUGUAAAGGAAAGAAUGAAUGGGGCCAUGUAUCGUGAGAUUUUGAGUGAAAACCUCCUUCCAUCAGCAAGGGCAUUGAAGAUGAAACGUGGCUGGGUCUUUCAGCAUGACAAGGAUCCCAAACACACCGCCUGGGCAACGAAGGAGUGGCUUCGUAAGAAACAUUUCAAGGUCCUGGAGUGGCCUAGCCAGUCUCCAGAUCUCAACCCCAUAGAAAAUCUUUGGAGGGAGUUGAAAGUCUGUGUUGCCCAGCGACAGCCCCAAAACAUCACUGCUCUAGAGGAGAGCUGCAUGGAGGAAUGGGCCAAAAUACCAGCAACAGUGUGUGAAAACCUUGUGAAGACUUACAGAAAACGUUUGACCUGUGUCAUUGCCAACAAAGGAUAUAUAACAAAGUAUUGAGAAACUUUUGUUAUUGACCAAAUACUUAUUUUCCACCAUAAUUUGCAAAUAAAUUCAUUACAAAUCCUACAAUGUGAUUUUCUGGAUUUUUUUUCUCAUUUUGUCUGUCAUAGUUGACGUGUACCUAUGAUGAAAAUUACAGGCCUCUCUCAUCUUUUUAAGUGGUAGAACUUGCACAAUUGGUGGCUGACUAAAUACGUUUUUCCCCCACUGUAUACCCAUAGAUUUUUGAAGAAUGGAACUUAUAAAUACCUCAUGAGCUUAGUUCAACUGUCGUACCCCAUCAGAACCCAAAAUAUAAGUUUGUUUUACUCCAAUGUUUGUAAACAAUGCAAGUGUAAACAAACGCUCUAUAGCUUCAAAACAUGGUUAAAACAAUAAUUUUGAUAUCAUGGAUGGUCAGUCCUUGAAUCCAUAGCUCUGUCUAUAAACUUGGGAGUGGUUACAUUUAUCCAGGCCCAUACCUCAGCUUUUUACCAAAACAGAGGCGGGGUGGCACUUUGUUAUUGUUUCAAUUAAGGACUCUAGCUUUAACACAAAGGCUAUGGUCUUUGCUGUUCUCUUCCAGAGCUUGGGAGGAGGGGAAAGUGCUCAUCUUUGAUGACUCCUUUGAGCACGAGGUGUGGCAGGACGCCAACAGCUACCGGCUCAUCUUCAUCGUGGACGUGUGGCACCCCGAGCUUACCCAGUACCAACGGCAGACUCUCUCCCCCAUUUAA
Molecule: messenger RNA, 16592 nt
Organism: Coregonus sp. 'balchen'
Lineage: Eukaryota; Metazoa; Chordata; Actinopteri; Salmoniformes; Salmonidae
Source: the annotation of a GenBank genome assembly